Messenger RNA from Cricetulus griseus (Chinese hamster), 1786 nucleotides. Lineage: Eukaryota; Metazoa; Chordata; Mammalia; Rodentia; Cricetidae. The record is from RefSeq and is a predicted model, not a curated record.
UGAAACGGUCAUCUGCUCCAGCCGGGCCACUGUGAUGCUUUACGAUGACACCAAUAAGCGAUGGCUCUCUGUUGGCACUGGUCCUCAGGCCUUCAGCCGCGUCCAGAUCUACCACAACCCCACGGCCAACUCCUUCCGAGUUGUUGGCCGCAAGAUGCCGGACCAGGAGGUGGUUAUCAACUGUGCCAUCAUCCGGGGUAUCAAGUAUAAUCAGGCCACUCCCAUCUUCCAUCAGUGGCGCGAUGCCCGCCAGGUCUGGGGCCUCAACUUCGGCAGCAAGGAGGAAGCCUCACAGUUUGCAGCCGGCAUGGCCAGUGCUCUAGAGGCCUUGGAAGGAGGUGGGCCUCCCGUGGCUCCUGCACCCCCUGCCUGGUCUGCACAGAACGGCCCCUCCCCAGAGGAGCUGGAACAACAGAAAAGGCCUCCUGAGCACCUGGAAGUCUGUGUCUCCAAUGCAGGAGGCCCACCUGCUUCCCUGUCUGGGGGCCCGCCUCCCCCUCCAGGACCUCCACCUCCCCCGGGCCCCCCUCCAGCCCCGGUUGCUGGAGCCAAAAUCAGGAAAGUGAGCAAGCAGGAGGAGGCCUCUGGGGGGCCCUUGGCCCCCAAAGCUGAGGGCAGUCGAAGCACUGGUGGGGGGCUUAUGGAAGAGAUGAACGCCAUGCUUGCCCGGAGAAGGAAAGCCACACAGGUUGGGGAGAAGCCCCCCAAAGAUGAGUCGGCCAGUCAGGAGGAGCCAGAGGUCCGAGUCCCCGCCCAGAGUGAACCUGUACGGAGACCCUGGGAGAAGAACAGCACAACGUUGCCAAGGAUGAAGUCCUCCUCUGCUGUGACGACCUCCGAGGCCCACCCCUCUGCUCACAGUUCCAGCGAUGACUCUGACUUGGAGAGGGUGAAGCAGGAGCUUGUGGAAGAGGUGCGGAAGGAGCUACAGAAAAUGAAAGAAGACAUAAUUGAAGCCUUUGUCCAGGAGCUGAGGAAGCGGGGGUCUCCUUGACCACAGGACCCACUAGAGCCAUCCCUCCUCUCUGCACUUCCCGCCUGGCGCCUGCUUUCCCUGCCUCAACUUGACCAAGAGUACACCAGAAGGCAUACUCCCCGACUGUCUCCACUUGGAAGAUUCCAGAGGGUGUGGCUUCAUGUUGCCAUGACCACACUCCACUGGCUGCUGAUUGGCUGAGGUCCCACCCCUUUGUUCCCUUUGGUCCUUCCCCUCUGCCGUCCCCUUGGGGCUGGUUCCUCUGCUGGGGAUGUACCCAGUAACCCCACAGUAAGGGAAGGAAGGAGGGAACCUCGCCUUCCCUUAUUCUCGAUUCACUUUAACGCUUUAAUGCCUUGGAUUUUUUUGUUUUGUUUUUAAAGAAAAAGUAUAUAUAUACAUAUAUAUAUAUAUUUGGGUUUGGGGGGAAGGGAAAUUUUUUUUUUUCUUUGGUUUUGAUAAACUGGGGUGUGGGAGUUUUUAAAUGCUAUGACUCCAGGCCUGUCCCAUUGGAGGCAGCUAUAAAAGAGGGAGGUAUCCCAGCAGGUGGGGGCGGUUUCUGCCACCCCGGGAACACCUCCCCCUUUUCCUCGGCUCCUCCCUCUUUUCUAUGAGGAACUCAGAUUCUCUAACUUUUUUGGAACCUCAGUUUUGUGGUUUUUUAUUUGGGUUAGGAUUUCAGGGUCCAGACCAUUUUUGCCCUCUGGGAAGAUGACGUGAGGGGAAGAGAAGAGGAACCGGUCCUCCAGCUCCCACGCCUCAGCUUCUUAGACUUGGGCCUUCGCUGAAUAAAUCUUCCGUUUUUAUAAA